This is a messenger RNA of Atta colombica, 582 nucleotides long. Its product is annotated as spidroin-1-like. The transcript is spliced from 4 exons. The record is from RefSeq and is a predicted model, not a curated record. The coding region runs from base 1 to 582 and encodes 193 amino acids. Lineage: Eukaryota; Metazoa; Arthropoda; Insecta; Hymenoptera; Formicidae.
AUGAUGCUGACAGCGGCGAGUUGUGACGGCAGCGACGAGUGUUUCAAUGCUACUGCUACUGCUACUGCUACUGCUGCUGCUGCUGGUACCGCUGCUGAGUGUGGUGCUGGUGGUGGUAGAGGUGAUGGCAGUGGUUCUGGCGGUGGUGGUGGUUGUGCCGAUGGUGGCGGCGGCGCUCGAGGAGGGCGGAAGACCACCUGGCUGGCAGCGCGGGGUGGAAAGAGCAUGAGAAGGAUGGAACGAUCGGGUAGAGGUCGAGGGGGUUUGGGAGAGCAGGAAGAGGAGGAGAAGAACGGAGGGAGAGAGGGCAGGCUAGAAUAUAGCGAAGAAAUUUUGGCGUCUACUUCGUUGGGUCGAUACAAUGUCGCUCAGGCAGGCAGCAGGGUUGAGGAAUUUCCUUCACGUUCCGAGAUGUUGGCGCUGCUGCUUUCGACGGUGCCAGGCGGCGUUGUAACUCUUCGACCGACAUUACCGUGGGGCUCUACAAGAAACGCUGCGGGGCCCCCGCUGCCAGACGGAACGAUCCCGCAUAUCGAUCUUAAUUCCGCAGUCUGGCGAGCAGAUAAGCUCUCGGAUGCUUAG